AGUCCAGUAAUUUGAGUAAACAUAUAUAAUGCAUAAUAUUGGUCAGUGAUGGAAUUUAGAAUUAAGGAGUAAGAGAAAAGACUAGUCGGCCCGGUGUCCGAAUGAUAUGUCCGGACAUGCAAGCGAUUUGCACAUAUUUCUUCGUGGUAGUGUCGGUCGUAUCGGCAGACUACAGUAAAUUGCUGACUGGCAACUUCCCUUCACUCGAUGAUAAUAUAGUUGCAGGUUAUAAAAAUAACCACAAACAACUCGACCCACAUUGUUCUCAUGACGCCAAACAUCCGGCUAAUGUGACUGUAACAGCCGAUAUGGACGUCAAUGUUUUCAUACACUGCGAAAACGGAAGAACGUUUCAUGUGGACCAGGAUGAAGAUCAGGUUCAUUACAUAGCUCAUGUACACUACUCCGGGAACGCAUCUGCUGACAACUGUGUAUUUCAUAGCAAUAACAACUCACAAUUCUAUCAGGUGGCUUUAGAAAUCUAUUUCAUACAAAAUGGUGUGUUCCAGUAUAAAGAUGCCUACAUUGUUACGUGUUCAUAUGCAGAGUAUGGAACCAAUGAAACUCAAGGAAAUGAAGUUGAUGUCCCCAUUGUUGCUCCAUAUGAGACGUAUAAACAUCUUCAUCGUGUCCACAACCAUACACAUACCAAUGACUCAUCGACAUUCAAUGUAGAUAUUCUAGAUAACAGAGAACAAAUCGUUGUUGGUCAAAUACCACUGGGAAAGAAAAUCAAAAUCCGUGUUACAAUGACAGCUGGUUCAGCUGCCGAGGUAGGAUUUCACGUGUUCAUGUGUGAAGCCAAGGGUUCGGAAGGAACGCGACCAUUUGCAUUUAUUAGAGAAGGGUGUGGAGAGGGGUUCAUUAUUCCGAAAAAUUUAGGAUUCACCUCAAAUGGUCUAACAGCAGAAAGUCCAUUUUUCAAAGCAUUUGGAUUGUAUGGAAGCCCAACAGUGACACAUGAGUGCCAUUUCUAUGUGUGUCAUGAAAAUUGUGAUGGGAGUUCCUGUAUCUAUAGUCAUUUUCCGACUGGUGGUGGACGUCGUCGUCGUGAUACUUCUUAUGUAUCUCAUGACCGGGGGAUGCAACAAUCGGGAACAGGAAAACCUCGGGUUAGGCAUUCUGUUAAACGGAUAAGAGCAGGUAUGACUGCUGUAAAUGAAGACAUUGAUUUUGUCAACCAUUUCAACAGUUUCAACGACGAUACAAACCAGCAAAAGGACAAGGACAGCAAAGAUGAUAAAACAGAUGACACUUUAGAAAAAGGUAUUAAAAACCCCGUUGGAACACACGAGAGUCGGAAUACAAAUGCAGAAGUACCGUUUGCUUCUUCCAGAGAAAGAAAAUCUCUCAAACCACGUACUAGAAAAACAGAAGAAGCAGGAAAAUCCAUGAAUGAUGGAAUUAAACAAAGAAAACUGAUGUCUUCAGAAGAUAUGCAACACAACUCCCUAAGAAUGAAGAUUCUGUCCGCAGAACAGGUGCAGUUUGACCGUCCCGAAAUGGAACUGCAUGUUAAGAUUCUAACAAUUAUACUUAUGUCAGCAGCGUCUAUUGCUUUAAUGGCGAUGUUUGUAACUGUCACGUGCAUCUUGUAUAAAAAUUCAAGCAGACAUACCACACUUAUCAUACAGGACUGAGUCUUGAAAAUACAAUGGGACGGAUAUCAGGCAUAAAGAUAACGAUGGUGUUUUCUGUUAAUAAAAUAUAUAUAAUCA
Molecule: messenger RNA, 1718 nt
Organism: Mytilus trossulus (common blue mussel)
Lineage: Eukaryota; Metazoa; Mollusca; Bivalvia; Mytilida; Mytilidae
Product: vitelline envelope sperm lysin receptor-like
Exons: 11
Coding region: 102-1640 (512 amino acids)
Source: RefSeq, a predicted model, not a curated record